Harpia harpyja (harpy eagle) is the source of this 3661-nucleotide messenger RNA. It is a transcript of the gene C1QTNF6, whose product is annotated as C1q and TNF related 6. Lineage: Eukaryota; Metazoa; Chordata; Aves; Accipitriformes; Accipitridae. Gene Ontology annotation, molecular function: protein binding. The record is from RefSeq and is a predicted model, not a curated record.
AUGGAGAGCGCCCAAAGCCAGGGAGGGAAAGGGAGGAGAGGGGAGGGAGCAGGUCCAAGCCCAGUUUGCUCACCCAGCCAGCACCAGCAGUGCCUGUGCCAAGAGCCAGCUUUCUUAAAGCCAUGGGCCGGGGGGCCGGCAUUGCAGGCGGAGGGGAGCCCGCAAGCAAGGGCUGGGAAGCACAGAGGGGAGCCCUCGGCCUUCAGGGUCACCAUGGGCAUAAUUCACCUGCGCGCACCCCUGGCCUUCCUUCUUCUCCCUCUUGUUGCGCUUGGGGCACCCACUGAUGAAGCCCACCCCACAGAACCAGCCCCCGGUGCUUGCAAGCGCUGUUGUGACCCACUGGACUCUUCCACAGAUGCCCCACCGCUCCCUCCCAGCCACUACCACUUGCCCUACCCAAUGCCGGAGGUCCGUCCCUAUAUCAACAUCACCAUACUGAAGGGAGAGAAAGGAGACCGGGGAGAGCCUGGGAUGCCAGGGAAAUGGGGCAAAGAAGGACCACGAGGUGAGCGGGGUGCCCAGGGCCAGAAGGGCAGUAAAGGACAGAUGGGCACAGCGGGAGACCCCUGCAAGCAUCAGUACGCUGCAUUCUCCGUUGGUCGCAAGAAAGCGCUGCACAGCAGUGAGGGCUUCCAGGUCUUGAUCUUCGACACCGUCUUUGUCAACCUCUACAGCCACUUCGACAUGUUCAAUGGCAAAUUCUACUGCUAUGUAGGUGGACUUUACUAUUUCAGCCUCAACGUCCACACCUGGAACUUCAAGGAGACCUACAUGCACAUCAUGCACAACGAAGAAGAGGCAGUCAUCUUGUAUGCCCAACCCAGUGACCGCAGCAUCAUGCAGAGCCAGAGCCUCAUGCUGGAGCUUCAGGAAAAUGAUGAGAUCUGGGUGAGGCUCUACAAGUGGGAGAGGGAGAAUGCCAUUUACAGUGAUGAUGUUGAUGUGUACAUCACCUUCAGUGGGUACCUGGUCAAGCCCAGCACUGACUAACUGCCUUUCCUCCUCCUUGGGGCCUCUUUGGCCUUUUUCUUCUUCCUCUCUCUCCCUCUUUACUGCCCGCAACCACUGCAAAUCACUUGGAAAUGGGCCUGUCAAGUCUCAGGCACUGAGUGUGAAACUUGCCGCACUGGCUCCCAACUCACGCUCUCUUGUAGCCAGGCCUGUAUCUGUUCACUUACAGUGUGACACUACCAUCUCUCGCCCUCUCACCUCAUGGCCCCAACUUAGGUUAUUGGCUUCUUCUAAAUCUGCCAGCGAGCUGUGUCUGGCAUUUAGGGUCCUAGAGCAGGAGGAAAGCUAAAAUGCUGCUCCUGGGGAUGUGUUCCUCCUUGGGGCUUCAUACACAAAGGACUCCUGUAGAAAGGGCUGGAAAAUCCCCAGUGCCAGGGUGCAUCUGGUUCCUCUCCAUCCCAGCUAGACAUGCCAGUUUUGCAGCCUGCAACAUGGCCUUAAUGUCACCUCUCACACCUGUAGUCUGGAGAGCAGCCUGGGGUCUGACGGCCUCCUGUAGCACAAGGAAGAUGUAGGAAUGGUGAGAGACGAUACUGUCUUUCCAAAAAGGGGACUGUUGGCCUUCUGAAGUAUGCCAUUGGCUUUCCUUAGACACCCUUCUGGGUUACAGAGUCCAGGUUGGCUGUAAAAUCUAGGCCUGGUGGGAUUGUCCUCCUCUGUGCCGUCUUUGAAGAGAUGAAGGGCCAGACGCUCAGCCAGACCCUUCAGAAGCAUCUGCCAUUGAAUCAGUAGAGCCCACCACUCUAUUCCUACUAGGGAUCAUAAGUACAGAACGAGAGAGAGACACAACCCUCCCAAACCUCCCCUGGGGUGCUACUCGGUCUUGGUUCCCCAGCUGCGGGAAGCUAGUCCGGACAGUGAACCCAAAUCUGCUCUCUUCUUUGGCAGAGGUGGACCCAUGCCCUUCCAUUGGUAUCAGCAGUCAUCCCUAACACUUGCUGAUGUGAGGGGAGAGUCAGGCCCUGGCUCCUGCAUGCCAUUACGUUGUCCUCCUGAAGGUGGUUCUCCCACAUUAAUAUUGAGGGACGGCUGUUUCAGAACCUGAGCUGCAGGCUGUAAGGGCAAUUGCAGUUAAAUCAGUUCCAAACCUGGACAGGUUGGCACCUCUUUGCCUCUGUGAUGGAAAAGAGAUAGAGGUGAGACUACAGGACCUCGCCCCAGGGUUAAAAGCUUCCCUGCCACACGCUCUGUGCCCUUUUCUGGCAAUCUCAUCAGAGCAACUGAGAAAAGCAUGUGGCUAAAACAAGCCCUCGCUCUUCUUGUCAGGUUGGAGAUGUCGCAGUGGGAAAGGAAUGCCAGCGGUAGGGUUUUCUAGUACCAUUUGUACUGGUCUCACCCUGUUCUCACUCACUGGGAUUGCUACGGUCCUGGGGGGAACAGGUGAGGCUGACUCAGCACUUUGGGAAACCUACUUCCACAUGUUGUGGUGCUCCCGUAAACAGCAGUGCCAAGAGUGGUGUCUUUUUUGAGUCUCAGGACAGGACAAGCAGGAGAAACUGUAUUUCUCCUCUGCCCAUCACUGAUAAUGAAGUCUUCUGACUUAUCUAGCUUCUGCGGUCUCAUGAUUAGCCAUGGUCUCUGCCUAUAGCACCUGGGACUACCAGAGCUCUCCCAUAGGAGAUACACAUCAUUAUACAGGACUAGGUCCGGUACACUCAGCCAGGGAUGGCAAAGGCACAGGGACCCAGGCUAAAUAUUAGAAAUGAACUUGAGAGAAUUGCAGGACAUUUUCUCUCUUGCCCUGUUUACUUACCCUCCCUGCUUUGCUGAGGAAGCUGUACAGACUGGAAUGAGUUUCGGGCACUUUCUGCCUUGGAUCCUCCCCACCACCGUCACUGAGGCAAGGGGUAUAAAAACAAGGUUUCGCUGAGGCAAAGCUGGGUUUUUCCCAGGGAAACAUGUGAUGAUGGGAUCAUGGGAACUAAAGACUGUGAGUUUCUUCCCCUCCCUUAGCAAGUCAAGCAUGUGGAAUUGCUCAGAGAUGGGAUUUCAGGCAGUAGAGAGGAAGCGGUAUGCUGGAGGUGAUGCUCAGGACCAAAUCCCUUUCUCUCUUCCUCAACAGGCUGCAAACCCAGAUAUUGUCUAUUAACAGUGUAUAGUGCCCCUUUGUCUCCCCGAAGUGAAGCAAGCCUCUCUAACACUGAAUAUCUCCAGAAACAAGCUUCCUUCUUCCUCCUUUUCUAUUUGGUGUUUGAAUGCCAGUGAGAGGUCUCAUGUGCUGCCCAUGAGCAGCCAGAUGGUGCCUGAUUCACAUGAGACAGGAGGGCAGGGGGACCAAAGGGUGUGUUUAACAGGCUUCUUGGUGCUAAACAGGAACGCAAUCCCUUGGUGCUAAAUCAGAUUUCAGGAGUAUUGGGUGCUUUCUGGAAGGUGUAGUAGGCUGAGUUGUAAUGUACUGUGGAAUUAAUGGUGCUUUAUGUUACAAAACCAAAUGAACUCCAAGAACUUUUGUAUAUUUUUGUUUUCCAGUGGUAUUAAACUUUUUCCCUGGUUGUUUUGCACUUAGAUCUGCUUUUCCCUCCCAACCUAUUCUUUCUAGCUCUGGUUAUCGCUGAAUAGCGUGAUGGAAAAGACACUGACCUGAAAGAGACAGGUACAAAGUCUAACUCAGCUCUGAAACUUCCCUGGGCAAUCCUUGGCAAUCUUC